Messenger RNA from Aspergillus luchuensis, 1461 nucleotides. RefSeq lists its product as uncharacterized. Gene Ontology annotation, molecular function: transmembrane transporter activity. The record is from RefSeq and is a predicted model, not a curated record. Gene Ontology annotation, biological process: transmembrane transport. Gene Ontology annotation, cellular component: membrane. The transcript has 4 exons. Lineage: Eukaryota; Fungi; Ascomycota; Eurotiomycetes; Eurotiales; Aspergillaceae. The coding region runs from base 1 to 1461 and encodes 486 amino acids.
AUGGCCAUCCUCGAUCUUUUGCGAGGCCGCCGCGCGCAGGAGCAGCAGCAGCCGCAGCAAUUUGACACUGAUACUCCCUCCAAAUUUCCCCAAUUCACUAUCUUUUCUCGUCCGGGCUCGUCGUUAGGUGAUGACAGUAGCACGCCUUCAUCGGGUAUUGCCACCCCAAUUGAAGAGAAGCAGCUCACGAAGCUGGGACCAUGUCCCGAAAUUGGUCGUCUGGCCUCGUGGAAAGGCGCCCUCAUCCUGCUCGUCACCUCCGGCUCCCAAUUCCUCGACAAUGUCUUCAUGACCAGUGCCAAUGUCGCUUUGUCAUCUAUUCAAGAGAACUUUGACGUGUCGGACACCAAUCUCCAAUGGAUGAUCUCCGCAUACACCCUUACGUUUGGUGGGUUCUUGCUCCUUGCGGGUGUUCUUUCCGACCGGUAUGGUCGCAAGUUGAUCCUCUGUCUGGGUCUAAGCUGGCUCUCCCUUUGGACCCUGGCCAUUGGCUUCGGCCAAUCAUUCAUCCAACUCACAGUCUUCCGCGGUCUGCAGGGCAUGGGAGCUGCGCUCACUGUGCCUUCAGCGAUCGGAAUCAUCAGCUCCUACUUCAGUGGGCUUGAUCGGACCCGCGCACUGUCCAUCUACGCUUCCUCCGGAACUGUGGGGUUCUGCGUGGGUCUUAUUUUUGGUGGCUUCCUUACUUCCUCUCUGGGAUGGCGAUACAUCUUCUACUUCAUUGUCAUCAUCACCGGCUCGCUAGGCAUCCUGGGUGCGAUUGUCCUUCCCAAGGACAACCUUGCUGGCAAGGAAAAGCCCAAGAUGGACUAUGUCGGCGCCAUGCUCUCCACUGCGGGUCUGAUUCUCCUCCAAUUCGUGCUGUCCAGCGGUGGCUCCUAUGGCUGGGGCACACCCUUCAUCAUUGUCCUUCUGGUGCUGGCCGUUGCCCUGCUGGUGGCUUUUACUCUCUGGGAGAAGUUCAUUUCGUACCCACUGAUGCCUCUGGGCUUGUGGAAGCUCCCUAACUUUGCUGGUCUGUGGAUCGCAGGAUUUACCUGCUACGGCAGCUACCAAAACGUCAUCUACUACAUCGUCCUGAUGGCCCAAGAAGUGGACAAGCUGUCUGCCGGCGACACCGCCCUCCGCUUCCUUCCCAUGGGAGUGAUCGGAUUCAUCGCCUCCAUGGGCACCGGCAAGGCCCUCGAAUACGUCAAUGGGAAAUACACCCUGCUGGCGGGGUUGAUCCUCACUGUUCUCGCCCCAGUCCCGAGCGCUAUCACAUCCAGCCCGGAAACCAGUUUCUGGGUCAAUGUCCUCCCCACCUCCCUGAUCAGCAUCACUGCCGUCUCCCUCAUCUUCGUCACCACCAGCACUGCCAUUCUCACUACUGUCCCUGUGCAUGUGAAGAGUCUAUGUGGUGGAAUGGUAAGCUCCAUCCCCUAUCCCCUUUUUUACAUCACAAUGGAAGCCCCAAACUAA